This is a messenger RNA of Xenopus laevis (African clawed frog), 2584 nucleotides long. Its product is annotated as 5'-nucleotidase domain-containing protein 2. The transcript is spliced from 14 exons. The coding region runs from base 609 to 2327 and encodes 572 amino acids. The record is from RefSeq and is a predicted model, not a curated record. NCBI's taxonomy places the organism in Eukaryota, Metazoa, Chordata, Amphibia, Anura, Pipidae.
GCUGACACUCACACAGGCACAGUUAAUCAGGUGCCCAGUCUGCCACUGGGCUACAAGGAACUGGAUCUGAUGGCCACUAUAUAGUGGCCACUAUAUAGGUGCCUGUCCAUAAAGUCUGGGCACAGUCGGCUAGCAUGUUGGCACAGUGCUAGUCCCAGGCUAUUGUUAGCCCCAGUCUAUUCUGGGCUGUAAGUGACAUUGCCAAGAUUCCGCAGGGGGCACAGCAGCCUAAUGGGAAGGGGUCUCUUCUAUAGGAUCACUCCAGCACAAUCUCCGUUGCACUCAGACCCUGAAGAACAGACAGAACUGAUUCCAGAACACUUAGAGGGGCAUCUCCAGCUUGUGGAGAACCAAGUGGGACCCCGUGGAGUGUAGGAUUGAGGGUUCCUGAGUCCAGAACAUGCAGUGAAGGCAUCACCAGGACACCAGCUACACAGAACAUUGACCUAAAGGACAAUCAACAUCUGCUGGUGCCCAUAUCAGAGUAACACGGGGGAAACCCAGGGGGUGCAGAAGUUGGGGUGCAUAGCAGAAGCUCCGGGGCACAGUUUAGGUGGAUCCUGCAAGAUACAGUGUUUCUCACCCAAGACACUUCCAUUAAUGAUGCAAUGGCUUCUUGUUGUCUGAGAAUGAGCCCACGUUCUGCCUCUGCCGUUGGGUGUUACUUGAGUUCUACUAAAGGCACCAAGGAAAGAGGUCUCCUGUCUGCUCUGUGCCAAAGGGCACCAAGGCACCUGCUACCGAGGGCCCAGCUGGUGACCCACAGCCAGGAUUCUGGUACCAGACCGAGUCAGACUGGGACUGAAGGGCAGGCUCCUCAUGAAACAGUUGAUACCAAAACCCAACUAUGGAGCCGGUACCAUGAAAUGAAGAAGUUGAUCCACGAUCUGCUUCCCCCGGGGGUGUGCAACUUGCUGAACCCCAAUAUGAUCUGCGCUAACAAUGAAAUCAGCCUGGCAGAGAUUGAAAUCUACGGUUUUGACUAUGACUACACGUUGGCCCAAUACUCGGAUGGGCUGCACCCCAUGAUCUUCAGCACCGCCAGGGACAUCCUCAUCCAGCAGUACAAGUAUCCCGAGGGGAUCAGAAGAUACGAAUAUAUCCCGGGAUUUGCCAUCAGGGGGCUCCACUACGACAUCCACAAGAGCCUCCUGAUGAAGAUCGAUGCUUUCCAUUACGUUCAGUUGGGCACGGCCUACAGGGGCUUAAAGCCGGUUCCUGAUGAUGAACUGAGAGAUUUGUAUGGGGGGACCCAACACAUUCCCCUCUUCCAGAUGAGUGAUUUCUAUGGGAAGGGCCCCUCGAUGAAACAAUUCAUGGAUGUGUUUUCCCUCCCGGAGAUGAAUCUCAUCUUGUCCGUCACUGAUUUCUUCAUCAGCAAUAACAUUGACUUUGAUCCGGUCCAUCUCUUUAAGGACAUAACGGAUUCAAUAAAAGAUGUUCAUGUUAAAGGGCUGGUGUACACUUGGAUCGAGAAGGACAUGGAACAUCGGAUUCUCCGUGGGGAUGAGGUUUCUGCCGUGUUGAACAGACUCCUGAAUCACAAAAAGAAACUUUUCCUCAUAACCAACAGCCCUUUCAGCUUUGUAGAUAAAGGGAUGAAGCACAUGGUGGGCAAGGACUGGCGCGAUCUUUUUGAUGUGAUCAUUGUAAAGGCCGACAAACCUGCUUUCUUCACCGACUGGCGCAAGCCCUUCCGGAGACUUGAUGAGAAGGGGGCACUGCAGUGGGACAAGAUUAACUGCCUGGAAAAAGGCAAAAUAUACAAACAGGGAAACCUCUUUGAGUUUCUUCAGCUGACCGGCUGGAGAGGAUCCAAAGUGCUGUAUUUUGGGGACCAUCUGUACAGUGACCUUGCUGACCUGAUGGUGAGACAUGGCUGGAGGACGGGGGCCAUUGUGCCAGAGCUAGAAGCUGAGAUUCGGAUAAUAAACAGUGAGCAGUACAUGCACUCACUCACCUGGCAGCAGGCACUUACUGGGCUCCUGGAGAGAAUGCAGAUGCACCAAGAUGCCGAGUCUAAGCAGAUCCUUCUGGAAUGGCUGGAGGAGCGUCAAGAGCUCAGGGCCCUCACCAAGAACCUGUUCAACCCCCAGUUUGGCAGCAUUUUCCGGACGUAUCACAAUCCCACCUACUUCUCCCGGCGCCUGGUCCGGUUUUCUGAUAUUUACAUGUCCUCUAUCAGUUCUCUGCUGAACUACAAUAUCAACUUCACCUUCUACCCCCGCCGGACCCCCUUGCAGCAUGAAGCCCCCCUCUGGAUGGACCAGCUUUGCACAGGGUGCAUGAAGACCCCCUUCUUGGAGAAAAUGGCACAAAUCCGAUGAGAAAAGUCCAUUCUAAUCUCAGUGAGCUUCAUUGGCAGGACAGCGGCAGCCACUUACCUCUUAUCAUUGACUGUUCCUCAUUGACUGAUCACAUUGGUUCUGCUUCCCCUCUGACUGGGUCAGUCCCGGCCACCAGUAAAGAUCCAGCCCCAGUGAUAAUGAAACUGGAUCUCCUCAUGUCGUCCUAUUUAUAAGGUGCUUAAAGAGAGAGAAGUUUCUCAGUCUCUGCACUUAAAUAGAAGUUAUGGGAUUUGUGA